Anarrhichthys ocellatus (wolf-eel) is the source of this 7436-nucleotide messenger RNA. RefSeq names its product phospholipase D1-like. NCBI's taxonomy places the organism in Eukaryota, Metazoa, Chordata, Actinopteri, Perciformes, Anarhichadidae. The coding region runs from base 1933 to 4245 and encodes 770 amino acids. Gene Ontology annotation, molecular function: D-type glycerophospholipase activity; phosphatidylinositol binding. The record is from RefSeq and is a predicted model, not a curated record. Gene Ontology annotation, biological process: phosphatidic acid biosynthetic process; phospholipid catabolic process; regulation of vesicle-mediated transport. Gene Ontology annotation, cellular component: intracellular membrane-bounded organelle; plasma membrane region. The transcript has 19 exons.
GUGUGUGUGUGUGUGUGUGUGUGUGUGUGUGUGUGUGUGUGUGUGUGUGUGGAGCUGCCACAUGUUUCUACAGUAAACUGUUAUUUAAAUGAUCAAUGACAUCACUAAGGUGAAAUGUCGGAGCCUAAAGUAACGUCUUCGAAUGGCUUAUUUUUAGAGGCUGACCUGAAGUGCAUUCUGUUAGCCUGAUAUAGACAUUGAUAAUUGAGAGACAAAGAAACCCAAUAACAAUACAUUUAUUUAAAAAUAAAGCAGAGAAUACACUAGAAAGGUGCCCUCAGUAGAGCGCAGAUCUCUGCCAGGUGUGUCUGAAACCACCACCUCUGCUGUAAUGUUUGAUUUGAUGAGCAACACACCGUCUCUGUGCAGACUUCUGUCUCACGGGGCGUUGAUUUAGGCUUCAAGUCCACUGAGUAAGCCCUUUUCUCCCACUGUGUCUGCUGAGAGGUACUCAGCAGUGUGUGAACUAGUAGUUUCAUGAACUGUUAACACAGCGUCCAUUACAAUCAAUGUGAUAAAAGGGUUAUACUCCGCUUUGUCUUUGGCCGCAGAGAGACAGCUGUGAGGUACUCAGCAGUGUGUGAACUGGUAGCUCUGUUAGCUGUUUGCCAAACACACCGUUCAAAACACUAAAAGUGAGGAAAACGUUUUCCCCACAAGCAGCUGUGAGGUUGUUGAAGAAAAACAUUGUAUAACUGCUGAAAACAGGUUUUAUUACAGAUAUCUCAACACACAGUCGGUGCAUCCACGAGAGGUCCUCGAGCAAGCAGCCACAAAUGAACACAGAAGAUAUUACACAGUUUGGUGCAGCAGAAUGAGAGAUUGUGCUUGGACAGAACACAGACUCACUUACACACUGACGCACAGGCACUCGUGAUUCUCCUGGCGGAGAUAAUAACAAACAUUUUUGAUAAGGAUCAGGGCCGUCACUCAAACUACCAUUCAAACACAGAAAAAAUGUAAUCGAUCGGCAACGGCGUGUAAAAGUGACGGUGCUACCGAUUGGACUUCCUGUUGCCCUUUUAGCUAAAACAAUGCGUCGUAAACAAGCGAGCCGUGCUCAGCCUCUCUUUUCAAUCGAGCUCUCCUCUAAAAUAUGAAAAAUACCAAUAAAUGCAUCGCAAGUUCAGAGUCUUCAAAAAGCUUAUUUUGCUUCACAAUGAGUCGGUAUUAAAACCCACGCUUCCGUCUCUUUGACGGGUGUUUUAAUGUCUAAUAAAUCUGCUGUGUGAGCGGUUCAGGAUGCCAAAAUGCUCCACAGAAGAAGGUCGAAUAUUUCUUUCUGCCCACUUGUGAUUGUUUUCACUUGUGGUUUUAUUUUUUACUGAGAUGUAUUGUUGUCAUCGUUUUAAAGGUUUCGUUUGGUAUGUUUUACCUGUUUUAUUGGCCUUGUUUUGUUGGUGCAUUGCAUAUGAUUUGGCCCUUACUUACCCGAACAACUGCAUACACACUUAGUGGCUGGGUGUGUUUGAGACGUUUGAACCGAUACCGUCAUGGUAUGGAUGAGAUGCGCAGGAUAACUGUUGUCUCUACUGUGUCCCGUCUGACUCGUAUCUCUGUUUGUUUUUGGACUCUGUGCAUGAGACACCAAACUAGUUCUAAUUUAAGAAGCAGGAACCAACAGAUAUCUGCUAUCUUUACCUGUUGACUUUAUAUUAAUCCAUGUCUUGUCAUUGAUCGCUGACGACUUGGAGUAGUGUACGAGGAUGAUUUAAAACUCUUCACUGUGUGUGAGAGAGAAAAUUAACUUACAGAAGUCAAAGAAAAGAGGAAGGUGUGUGUGUGUGUGCGUGUGUGUGUGUGUGUGUGUGUGCGUGUGCGCGCAGCAGCAGCCUCUGCCACCUGGCUGGCGAGUGAUGCACUUUGGGGGGGGUGAUGCUCCAAACUGUACCUAAUUAAUGUGAGCCCGGGGCUCCAGACUGAGUGCUAACCAUGCUGCGGCAGUCCGACCCAACCUCCAGCACCCUGCAGCUGGUCGCCAACGACAUGACCGACAUCAUGGAGAAGCUGGACAGCCGGGAGAAGCUGGACAGCCGCGAGCUCGACCUGGAAGACGGCGAGUAUGACUCGACCGACGCCCACUCGUCAGAGCGUUUGCCGUUCACGGCGAUCUACCACGUGGUGGGCUUCAAGGAGGCCGAGGCCGACGUCUUCCUGUCCUCUCCGAUCACGGCGAAGAUCCUGGAGGUGGAGCGCUUCACCGCGGCUCAGGACCGCUUCAACGUCACCACGCAGAGGAGCGUCAACAAGUCGUUGCCGGCGGUGUUUAAGAUCGAGAUGAAACACGGGGAGUUCACCUGGCUGGUGAAGAGGAAGGAGAAACACUUCAUGGAUCUCCACAGAGAGCUGAGGACCUACAAGACCUUCAUGAGGCUGCCGCUGCGGACACGAAGCCACACGGUGAAGAGGCAGACGGCGGAGAGGAGCGAGGGGAGGCAGAUCCCGAACCUCCCCAGAGGAGGAAGAGACGAGCUGGAAAGGGACGGGCAGGUGUCCAGUCGCAGGAAACAACUGGAGGAUUACUUGAACAACCUGCUCAAGACGCCCAUGUACAGGAACUACCAUGCAACGAUGGAGUUCAUUGAUAUUAGCCAGCUGUCUUUCAUCCACGACCUGGGACCAAAAGGCCAAGAAGGAAUGGUGCUGAAGAGAUCCGGCGGCCAUCGGAUCCCCGGGUUGAACUGCUGCGGUCGAAGCAGAAUGUGUUACCGCUGGUCCAAACGGUCAGUGAACAGACAACGUCAUCAGUCCUAUAAGUCCUAUAGACGUCACUUUGUUCUACUCAAACGUGUGUGUGUGUGUGUGUGUGUGUGUGUGUUUUUAAUGCAUUGCACUGGUGUGUGUGUGUGUGUGUGUGUGUGUGUGUGUGUGUGUGUGUGUGUGUUAGGGAGCGGCUCAGUGCAUAGUCAGCAUACGGGGGUCGGGGAGUUGUUGGGAAACACGCGGUUCUGGCACGGAAAGGACUACUGCAACUUUGUGUACAAGGACUGGAUUCAGCUGGAGAAACCGUUCGAUGAUUUCAUAGACAGACACACGACUCCCAGAAUGCCCUGGCACGACAUCUCCUCGGUGGUUCACGGGAAAGCAGCUCGGGAUGUGGCCCGACACUUCAUCCAGCGGUGGAACUUCACUAAGCUCGUGAAGCCGAAGUACCGUUCCCUGUCGUACCCGUACCUGCUGCCCAAGUCUCACACCACGGCCGGAGAGCAGCGGUACCAAGUCCCCAACUGCAUCCAAACCAAAGUGCAGAUCCUUCGCUCGGCGUGCGAUUGGUCCGCCGGCAUCAAAUACCACGAGGAGUCGAUCCACAACGCCUACGUCCACGUCAUCCAGAACAGCCAGCACUUCGUUUACAUCGAGAAUCAGUUCUUCAUCAGCUGUGCAGACAACAAAAACGUUUUCAACAAGAUAGGAGACGCGAUAGCCGAGCGCAUCAUCAGAGCAUACAAGGAGGGUAAAAAGUACCGAGUGUACGUGGUGACGCCUCUGCUGCCGGGCUUCGAAGGAGACAUCAACACCGGAGGAGGCAGCGCCAUCCAGGCCGUCAUGCACUUCAACUACAGGACCAUGAACAGAGGAGAACACUCCAUCAUGUCCCAGCUCAAGAGAGAGAUGGGAGACCAGUGGAUAAACUACAUCUCCAUCGCCGGUCUGAGGACUCACGCCGAGCUGGAGGGGAAGCUGGUCACCGAGCUCAUCUACGUCCACAGCAAGAUGCUCAUCGCCGACGACAACACCGUCAUCAUCGGUUCUGCCAACAUCAACGACCGGAGCAUGCUGGGAAAGAGGGACAGCGAGGUGGCGGUGAUCGUGGAGGACUCGGAGACGGUUACGGCGGUGAUGGACGGGCAGGAGUACCAAGCUGGAAAAUACGCCCUGCAGCUCCGCCUCGAGUGCUUCAAGAUGAUUUUGGGCGCCAACACGGAUCCCUCCAUCGACGUGUCGGAUCCCGUCAGUGACCAGUUCUACAAGGAGGUCUGGAUGACGACCUGCGCUCGAAACGCCACCAUCUACCAGAAGGUCUUCCGAAGUCUUCCGUCCAGCGACGUCCGUAGCAUCCUGGAGCUGGAUGGCUACCUCGCCAAGCCGGGCCUGGACAAGGAGGACCCGGCCCGGGCUCACGAGGAGCUGAAGAAGAUCCGCGGCUUCCUGGUCCAGUUCCCUCUUCAGUUCCUGUGCGAGCAGAACCUGCUUCCCCCCAUGGGCUGCAAGGAGGCCAUGGUGCCCAUGGAGGUCUGGACCUGAGACCGAGACGGACUCGCCAGUGCAUUCAUGUGUUCACGCACAACAUCAGGAAGGCUUUCAGGUUAAUGAGACCCACUCUGGUGCCAUUUUGGAGGUCAUAGUGGCUGAAAACAGCCUUUUCGUGUUUUUAAUAAACUGACAGCUGUAUCUGAUGACAUGUUAGCGUUGCACUACAGUGGUUCCCCUCUGCAAACAUAAGUGAAUAAUAUUUUCUAACCAGUUUGUCUGUGCUGUAAAAAUCCUUGACCUUGGUGCAGUCCGUCUGUGCUGCAACGCUCCUCAACAUGAGCCACAGAAAGUAAAAGUUAGAGUUAAACGGAGAGUUUCUUUGGAGAUAAAAACCUGGUGUUUGGAUAUAAUUUAUAAAUGUCUGACCUACUUACUUUUAUCUUUGUUGUAGUAUGAAAGUGAUCACAAACAUCUGAUGUAAUGGAUCGUUGCAGUUGUGUCUCUAUCAUUGGUUCUUUCGGUUGUGAUAAUAAUAGUGGAAACAAACGUGAGCAAACCGAUUGUAAACAAAUGCAUGUGGACGAGAAAAACAAAGUUUAAAUGAUUCGAAACGUCCUUCACAGUUGACAGACGAUCUUUGUGGUUCAACUGACCUGCUGUUCUUACCGUAGUGUAGGCUUUCUUCGCUUUAUUAUCAAUAUUUAAACUUUCAAUUUGACCGUGAAAAAAGUUGUUUUAGAUAAUCUGGAAUAAUUCAAUAUAAUUCAUCAUCUGUCAAUUGAAUCACAUCCUGACGCAUAAUAACCCCGUCUAUAUUGAUAAUAACGAGCACAUACUCCCUUCAUUCAAUGAGAAAGUACUCCGUAUAUAUGAGACAUGGUUUUGUAAACUUAUUCGUGAAUUGAAUACAAUUUAUUUAUUUUCAGAAAACUUUCUAUGUCCUAAAAUAUAUCAUUAUCAAGAUAUUUCAGGUGAUUAAACACUAAAGAAAACAUAAUUUUAAACAUAACAUUCCCUUUCUGCCGAUAGAUCCCCUUUAAUGCGACGCGCUGGCCCUUUAAGAUAACCUGUGUGGUCACAGCUGCUGAUCCUAGAGAAGAUGGGUUUUAGCUGCAAAAUGACCUCCAAAAAUGGCGUCAGCUGUGGUUGUGAACAAAGCCUUUUGUACCAGCGGUGCCACCGGAUGCACGUGAAUAAGUUUCACACUGACACUGUGUCGUUGGAACAACAUAGAGUCUACGAUGACACGUAAACGACACACGUACCAACAAACAUGGAGCGCAAACCACCAGGCUUUUCCUCUACAGUCUCCUUCGUUCUGCAACAACACUAUGCAACAUUCAGGGCUGGCAACCGCAGCUCUGAGGGUUUGAAAAAGACACAAAAUAAUAUAAAGAAGAAGAAGAAGGGGACUUUAAUGAAGGUGCAGAGAAGAGGAUGAAGAGCUGUCGGGCGUCUCCAGCCAUUUUCUCUCACAUCUCUGAAGCUUUUUAAUAUUUAUGUCAAACAGGAAAUCACAAGUGCCAAAGAUGAAAGACUGUUGGUACAGUACGUACAUUCAUUACAUUCCUCAUACUGUUCUACGUUUAGCCUUAAGUGACCUGUUCUUGUGCUCUGAUCUGGUCUUUGUAGUUCUUUUGGUAGCACUUUACUUUGCAGGUCUGUAAUUUCCAAUUAAUACCAUUUUCUGGAAAGAGCUGCUAUAGUUUGGUGCUAAUUACAGUAACGGGGAAAUCUUUAUUCAUACCUAAAUAAACAAUCAUUUGAUUGGAAACUUUACACUCCUUAUAAUAGUUUUCUGCCUGUAGACAAAGCUUAAUUUAAAUGUAAAAGAAUCUAAGUAACAUCGUUAGUUCUUUGGUAUUCAUUAUAGAAAACGUGGACACAUAACCAGCCUUUCCAGGUAAUUACAGACUUGAAUAAAGCGUUGCCGUUCUGUUUUUUUACUGCAUAACUCUCGGAUUCAUGCAUGAUAAGUUUAUUACAAUGCUGCGUUUCAUUAAUGUCAGCAAGCGGGAAUUCUUUAGCAACAGCCAAGUUUAUACAAACAGGCAACAUUAGUUUGUUGGGCAACGAUUGAGCGGAUGCAAGUUCCUUCAGCACCUUUGUUUCUGCUGCCACCAAGUGGCCAAAAUAAUCUAUUAUUGCAGCUUUAAGAUAUUUAUUAGUGCAGUUUUAAGGUUUUUGUAGUCUUAAAGAUAUACUUGAAGUUUAAGUUUAUUAAUAAAAUUAGAAACGAUGGUCUGCAGCUUUCCCGCUGUUAAACUCAACGUCAGGUCGUCACAAUUUUGAGAGAAAGUCUCAGAUUUUCCGACGUUUCUGGAACGCAGCAUCAAUGUCCCUCCGUGUCUUCCUCGUUGGUCUGUGAGUGAUCUGCAUGAUGCUGUUUUAUGCUAUAAAUUUGACCAAAAAAAAGACGAUACCCGUAGCUGACAGCUGCUCAUUGCCAUUAAACAUUAAACAGAUGAAAGCAUGAAGCUGAACUGGUUGCCUUUUUAAAAGCCAUGGACGUUAUUGAUGCUAAACGUUGUGCCUGUGUGUCGUCCGGAUGCACCUGAAACUUCUCUUCUGUUGUUGAUGGAUGCUCUUCUUUUUAAUCGUUCUCUCUACCUCCCUGUGUUUCUACCUCCUGCUCCAGUGCAUGUUUUUAAGCUUUAAAAAUCAGGAAUAUCUAAAGCUAUCCCCCAGCCCCCCCCCCCGAAACAUUUUACCAGGUAAAGUCAUCUGAACAGGCAAAGAAAAGGUUUGCUGUUGUGUGCAAUGUCAGACUGUUUAAAUCUAAAACAUAAAGUAUAUUGACAGACAAAAACUGAAUUCACCCUUCAGAAAUGGGAUUAUGUCAUCAGCAAAGAAGUUGAUUUGGAUGGAAGUGUUUUCUGUGCAUCCGGAAUAACUGACUUUAAACCCAGAAAUGUUUAUGAGUAUUUUUUUAGGUAAUUUCUGAGUUAUCAGGAACACAAACAUAUUGUGUACAUGGAGUCAUAACAGGUGUAAAUGAGUAUUGAAACCUUCAGCGGUUGCCUCAUUUUCCUCACACCUGACGUCUAGAGGUUCAGAAACACGUCCCGUUUCUUUUCUCUGUCCGGCUUUUAAUCACCAUGUCUCUAUGAAAAUGCACUUUUUUGCACAGACUGUUUUCUUGUGGCGACCUCUUAAAAGAUCUGCAUGUCAUUUGUCGCUUUUUGUGAAAUGAUGGAAUAAAUAAAUGAUGUAAUAAUAAGUCAUUAAAAUGUGGUCUUCUA